UUUAACAUAAACCCCUGAAGACAGAUUCCCCUCACUCCGCAUCUUCUCUUUCACUCUUUGGGUCUCUUGAGUGUCUGAGCGAAGCCCUAAACUUCCUUGCUGAAAGUUUUCUCGCCAUUUGCAGUUCUGUCUGGACUUGGACUCAGAAAGGCCAACAAAGCUUCAUAUACUGAUGUCUGAAAAUAUGGAGCAAUCCCCGGAGCUGCCACUGUCGUCUCUGGUUACCUCCCUUCCAGAUGACAUCAUUGUUGAUAUUGUAGCACGUCUACCGAUUAGCCAUUAUCCGACUCUCUCCCUCGUUUCCAAGAUUUUCCGGAAACUCAUUGCCUCGCCUAAGCUAUACAAGAGACGAACCUUGCUAGGCUUCACCGACCACCGUCUCUAUGCUGUCCUCCGCGACCGCAAAACUGGUGAUUGCCGUCUCUACAUUCUCCACCGUAGAGCCAACAGCAGUAACCGCUUGGUCGUUGUUCGGUCACUUCCUCCUAUGUCUUCUAGUGAAAGCUAUGGCUCGUUGGGUUCCAAUACAUAUGUGUUUAACUAUCUCGAUGACUGUACAUCUCACACUGUGCAGCCCAUCUCCGUCACACCUCAGUGCAUGCCUGAGGACUGGGAUGGUGCGUGUGUGGUUGACGAUGUCCUGUACUAUCACGAUUGUUGGGGGAAGGUGUUAAGGGCGUAUGAUCCAAAGCAGAGCUGUUGGAGUGUUGUCAGGGGUUUGGGUGAGUUCUUAGCUGCUGAGACUACCCGAUCACAGUGGUCUAAUACAGUGAACUAUGGUGCGAAGAAGUUGGCUCUCUUCUUUCCUAAAAUACAUGAAGGCAAGGAGAUGAUUUGUUGUGCGGAGAUUGCUUUGGAAAAGCGCCAGGGAGGAGAGAUUUGGGGUAAGAUGGAGUACUGUGAUGUUGUCAUUGACGAUGGGCUUUUUAACAUUCUGAAAUGUGUGACUGUUGUAGUUUGAUGCACGGUGAAACCUUAGUUACUUCUUAGUUUCACUAUGGUAAAUCCCAUCGUGUGGAUGUGGUUGAAAGUUUCCUCACAUGUUAAUGUAGACUAAACCUUGAGAGCUUGUUUUA
Messenger RNA from Brassica oleracea var. oleracea, 1076 nucleotides. Its product is annotated as F-box/kelch-repeat protein At4g38940-like. Gene Ontology annotation, molecular function: protein binding. Lineage: Eukaryota; Viridiplantae; Streptophyta; Magnoliopsida; Brassicales; Brassicaceae. The record is from RefSeq and is a predicted model, not a curated record. The transcript is spliced from 2 exons. Bases 173 to 961 code for a protein of 262 amino acids.